GGGAGCCUUCGCUCCUAUCAUCUCCACCACAUUUCUACUUCCGUGUACAAAAAAAAGAUGUGUGUGGCCUUCCGGCACGGACGCUCCGAGCGACCGCAUGCUCUGCUCGCGGAUUGACCAUCAUCUGCCCUAAUGCAUCUCUAUGCUGACAUGGAUACAGUCAUCUUCCCCACCCCUCGUUAAUUCCAUCAAUCGGACGUCGUCCCUACGCUUCUGGAGAUUCGCAGCAAACGUCCCUGCCUGCCGCGGAUGUCCAAGCACAAUUUCAACACUCCUCCCCCUCCCACAGCCGCUCUCCGUCACCUAUCGCGGCACGAUCACCUCCACCAGCGCGCGCCUCCCUUAUCUGAUUCCCUGAUCCAAAAUCGCCAUUGGAUCCAUCACGCAGGAUGUCUGCGGCCCCGAACUGUCAAUCGGUCGACCCCCGGGAGCAAGCAUCGGUUCUCUCAGGGCAAUACACUUACACUGGACGUCGUGAGCCCGUCUUCGCCUCGUCGACGCGUUUGCUAUGCAUCACACCUUGGCGCCAUCUGCGUGAGACGUUCCAGUUACUCGUACCACCGUCAUACGAUAUACACACGCCUAUGGUUGCCGGGAUCUCACAAAGCACGCACGACGAUCCGGCCUCAUGUCCUUCCAUCUUCCACCUUCCUCAAGUCCCCAAGUCCGCAGACCCGUAAAGCUAUCCCACAUCUCGCACGCCGAUUAGCUGCCGUACCCCACGCUCGACGACGCAAAGCGCCCUACCCCACACUUCUAGCCGAGCCACGCUGGCCCAGCUCGCCUUCCUAACGUCUUCUCCCGCGUACGCCAGCGAGGCUGUGCCGAGCAUCCUUCCCCGCAGGCACGCAUGCGCACGCCGCCCGUCGGCUUACGUCCCAAGAUGCACGCCACACGCCAGAAGGCCGCCAGUGCGCCACGAA
This is a messenger RNA of Laetiporus sulphureus 93-53, 923 nucleotides long. RefSeq lists its product as uncharacterized. NCBI's taxonomy places the organism in Eukaryota, Fungi, Basidiomycota, Agaricomycetes, Polyporales, Laetiporaceae. The coding region runs from base 250 to 792 and encodes 180 amino acids. The transcript has a single exon. The record is from RefSeq and is a predicted model, not a curated record.